UUCAUAUUUUUUGCACAUGGGAGAAACAACACUUCUUCCGCGCGGAAAAAUCUGUUUCUCCCAUCAGCACAAAAUCGCUCUCAUAGUUUCUCGCUCUCGACCUCAGCAGGAGUCUGACCCGUACUCUUGAUCCUCGCUUACGCAUGAAAGACCGUGCCCGCUGAGCGUCAUCCAGCUUUUACACGCUAUUUUCUAUACCUCGCAUUUUUGACUAUGGUACUGGUUGCCCGUCUUUUAGCUACUGGGAACAAGAAUUCCGCCCGCCGUCCUGGGCGGAAAACGCAGUGUGAAAAGACCAUUAGAAAGGAAGCGGGGCUCGGCGCGGAAUAAAAGAAGAAGAAGGAGGGUUUCAAGAAAUCGGACGAUUGCUUUAUUAAGACGUCAGAAGGUACAGGCUGCGGGCCACGGGAUAGGCCGGGGCCGGGGCCGGGGCCUGGUCCUGCCUGCUGCGGUCGUUAUUGCCUCAACCGGGUUCUCGCUUGGGACAAUUGCUUUGAGAAGAUCAAAAAGAGCAUUGGGAGAAACGUGGCCAGGUUCGAGAGAGAAACGCGGCCGAAAGUCCGAGAGAGAUAGACAGAGAACAAAAACCGCCACGCUGCUGAUUAUAAGUGCUGCGCUGACCCUUCAUACGCUCCGCUCGGCUCUGCUUGCUCUGCUCACGAACUCGAGAUGCUGCUGAGAAUUUAACAAAGAUACACCGGUAACAAGAUUUCUUUUUCCCCUCGAAAUGUCAUGAUUUUCAAACUGAUUUCCAUCGUCGUGCUACGUGAGUUAUCGCACACGUAUCUCCCGUUCCAUAUCGUACAAUCUACAUAUUCUCUUUAUUCUACCGCGGAUACGUGCCGCGUCAGAAUUUUUUCAUCUAUUAUGUACACCCCCAUCGCAUUUCCUGCAUCACACAGGAAGCUGAACCUUUGAUUAUCUCGAUUUGAUAUCAAUUUGAAAUUUCGCCUUUCAUGAUUCACGUACGUGAAAAUUGCGACCUUUUUAUACAAGGCAUUUUGCUAGCUUAUAACUUUCCUACAAUCCGUAUAGUAAAAAUAAAUCUGGCUACUCGGUUUCCUCCGUGGCUAGCUCUCCCCGCGGAAUCGAUUAACCGGUUCAAUUUGUACUCAAACAGCUAAUCUUCUCGCUGCGGUGCCCUGUCCACAGCACCGCGCACGGCAUACGCCAGGUUCUCGUUUAGAGAAACGAGAUUGAGUUGAGAGUCGCAGCAGCCUGGUGAACUGGCGGUCCGAUGGUAGGGAAUAGAAGUACGUACAUAGGAAGGAGUAAGGCGAGCGACCUGAAAGGGAGCCAAGAUGCAUGGAAGGAAGGUCGGCAUAGGCAGGAAAAGAAGGGGAAACGUAAGAAAGAACGGAACGCAUCUAAAUGCCGGACUGUUGGACGUCGCUUCACGAAGGGUACCGCAGGAGGCGGGAUGAGGAGGGUAGUGUUGGAACCAGGCUGGUGUCUCAAUCAGCCAAGCAGGUUGGGGCACCUUGGACCCCUGUGGGUGGAGGUGGAGAAUAGGAGCUAGCGAUGGCUCGGAAACCGUAGCGAGAUCCAAACAAAAACUGAGUUAGCUGUUAGCACCUCAACAUUAAAAAUAAUGCGAUUCUUCAAAUCCCUUAGAUGCUCCUCGUGAAAGAAAAAGAAAACGAAUGUUGCGAAGGCUUCCUAAAAUAAAUGGACGAGAGGAAACGUAAAUUAGUCAUGACGAGCUAUAAUUCUGGAGAGUUUGGUGAAGAGAAAUCUCCAGCUUAUCCCUCAUCGUUCUCAGUUACUUGCAAAAUAUUUCCUCGACUGGGAUGGGACCGAUUCAAUCGUGAUUCGGGUCUAUCAGUAGUCCUCUCGGUCCCGGGCCAGUGCAAUCGCCGGUGAGGAAAAAGCGGGAGGUAGGGAAAAUCGGCGCGCGCAACUUCUUGACACAGCGGGGUAGCGGCCGUCACAACUCACAACUCAAUCUACAGUGUCUCGGUGACCGUGCGCUUGCGAGUUCCGAGAUACGAGUAAGUUUCUCUUUUACUCUCCAUCCCGCAUAGUGUUGUUGUUUGAAUUCCUGACACGGACUCGCGGUCCUCGUUGAAGAAAGAGGAAGAAGAGAAGAAUUAGCCUUGCUCACACGCAGACACCGGGACCCCACGUUGUUUCAUCUUCUCGCCUUAGAACAAUGUGAUUGUUCGCAAGAAAGAUGUCACGUUUGUUCGAUCAAACGAGCAUACUCCUGGUGGGUAUGAUCCUGUUCAGUUCAAUAAUGUGGAACACGGCGAAAAGCACGAUAAUGAGGUGCGAGGAAGCAAAACUGAAAUGCGCGUAUAGAACAGGCUGCGGCGCUGCCCUGCAACACUAUCUCACCGGCUGCGCGCCCGUUCUCCAAAGCAACGAUUGUUCCGAGACCUGCCAACACGCCCUUAUAGCUCUCACGAGCACCGACGAGGGCAAAGAACUUAUAACAUGCGAAUGCGAGGACGACUUGUGUUUGCAAUCGAAACAGAGGGUGGAGAUAUGCAGAUCCUCCGUAACGAUGGCGAUGAACAGGACGAGGGUCUCUUGUCGGAUAGCCACUUGGAUUUGCAACGCGGAUGCUCUGUGCCAAACAGCGCUUACUUAUUAUAAUAAGUAUUGCAAAAGCAUGUUUCAAGGCCGAAAAUGCACCAGGCGCUGUAGAAACUCGAUAAAUAUCUUGACGAGGCAAGAGAAGGCGGCGAAAUUGAACACAUGCCUGUGCGACGGUUUCGAGGAAUACGAUUGCAAAGGGAUUCAUCGGAAUAUGAACUUCCUCUGUUUUGGUAAGAUACAUCACGGUUACCGCAACGUUAACGUGGAGGACGAGAGGCGAAACGAAUUAUCAACACCGAACAUGAGCCUCAGAGGGAACGCUGUCCAAAUAUUGGUCGACACGAGAUUGUUUCUACUCUCUUUAUUGAUGUAUCUGGUACUUAAAGGGAAACAAGACUGACUAAUUCGAAGCAAACCCAGGAAGACCUC
Messenger RNA from Ceratina calcarata, 2970 nucleotides. RefSeq names its product growth arrest-specific protein 1. The transcript has 5 exons. Lineage: Eukaryota; Metazoa; Arthropoda; Insecta; Hymenoptera; Apidae. The record is from RefSeq and is a predicted model, not a curated record. Gene Ontology annotation, biological process: regulation of cell cycle. The coding region runs from base 2174 to 2941 and encodes 255 amino acids.